UUCGUCACUCUACUACUUGGCAAAUUGCCUCCGACUAUAUAUUCCCCCCCCCUUUUUUUUCUGUUGUAAUCUCUUGCGGGUUCUGGAAAAAGAGCGGGAAUCUUCAGCGACAAUUUCUGCAUAUCUCUCGUAUCCUGUCAGGAUUUUCUCAGCUGGGCAUUUUGUUAAAUUCCUGGAAGUUUGUACUUUUGAUCGAUGAGGAAAUUUGGAUGAAACUGGAGAGCGUUCUUUUCGCGCAUCAUUGUAGACUCGGAAAGGUUACUGCCUAUGAUGCUUGAUAAAUCACCUCGGCGGCGGACUGGCCUAUUGCGGGAUCAGGUUCAACUCGUUAAAAGAAAGGAGUCAGACAGAUAUGAGAUCGCUCCAAUCGAAGAUCCAUUAUCAUUUGAAAAGGGUUUCUAUGCCGUGAUUCGUUCUUGCCAAUUGUUAGCUCAGAAGAAUGAUGGACUCAUUUUAGUUGGGGUAGCUGGUCCAUCUGGAGCCGGAAAGACAGUGUUCACCGAGAAAGUUCUUAACUUCAUGCCUAGUAUUGCUGUCAUAAGCAUGGACAACUACAAUGAUGGCACCCGUGUAAUCGAUGGAAACUACGACGACCCUCGUCUGACAGACUAUGAAACACUUCUUGACAAUAUCCAUGGCCUUAAGGCUGGAAAACCUGUUCAGGUUCCGAUAUAUGACUACAAAUCGAGUUCUCGCAUUGGGUACAGAACGGUUGAGAUGCCUAGUUCUCGCAUUGUUAUUCUUGAAGGCAUAUAUGCUUUGAGCGAAAAACUACGACCUUUACUCGAUCUCCGAGUCUCCAUCACCGGAGGAGUGCAUUUUGAUCUUGUAAAACGUGUUUUACGAGACAUUCAACGUGCUGGCCAGGCACCUGAAGAAAUCAUUCAUCAAGUUUCUGAGACGGUCUAUCCUAUGUACAAGGCUUUUAUAGAACCUGACCUUAAGACGGCUCAUAUUAAAAUUCUCAACAAGUUUAAUCCCUUCAGUGGCUUUCAGAGCCCAACUUAUAUUCUAAAGUCAACAAGAUCUAAAACACCGGAAGAAAUCAAGGCUGUUUUGUCUGAAGCUUGCAAGGAACGUACCGAGGAAACUUACGACAUUUAUCUUCUACCCCCAGGUGAAGAUCCCGAAGCAUGCCAAUCAUACCUGAGGAUGAGGAACCGAGAUGGAAAAUACAAUCUCAUGUUUGAGGAAUGGGUUACAGAUCGUCCGUUUAUAAUAUCACCGAGAAUAACUUUUGAAGUCAGUGUCCGCCUUCUCGGGGGACUGAUGGCAUUGGGUUACACAAUUGCGUCCAUCCUGAAGAGAAAGAGUCAUAUCUUUGAUGACGACAAGGUUAUUGUGAAGACUGAUUGGUUGGAACAACUGAAUCGGACGUAUCUACAGGUGCAAGGUAGAGACCGUUCCUUUGUGAAAUAUGUGGCUGAGGAACUUGGAUUGGAAGGUUCAUAUGUCCCACACACAUAUAUAGAACAGAUUCAGCUGGAGAACCUUGUUAAUGAUGUUAUGACUUUGCCAGAAGAUUUGAAGACAAAGCUUAGCAUAGAGGAUGAUACUGUUUCUAGCCCCAAGGAAGUCCUUUCAAGAGCAUCUGCUGACAGAAGAAUGAAGUAUCUUAGCAGUGGUGAAUCAAAGUCCUACACAAAUCCGCGGGAGAAAAUCUUGCCAAACUUGACAAAACUUGCAGUCAACAACAGUAGAAUGUUUGAUGCCAGGCCGCCUGAUUCACCAGCCACUCUUCCAAAUCAGGGUGCCAUCACUCAGCUUUCGGAUCAAAUAUCGACGUUGACAGAGAGGAUGGAUGAAUUCACAUCUCGUAUCGAAGAGCUGAAUACCAACUUAUCUGCCAGGAGGAGUUCGGGUAGUCAACAUAGCCUGGCUUUACAGGCUGAAGGCUGUAAUGGUUCCAUCUUACCUCAUUCUUCAUCCUCGUCUCAACUUGCUAGGGACUCCCCUCUCAUGGAAGAGGUUUUGCUCAUUGCCCGUGGACAACGUCAGAUAAUGCAUCAAAUGGACAACCUGAGCAAUCUUGUCCGGGAAUACGUUGGAGAGAGGUCUCGCCAAGGAAAGUUGGACAGAGAGGACACGACGAGCGGAGGGCACUCGGGAGAAUUAUCCUCCAUGGCUGUUGUUCUUACUAUCGCCUUCGGGGUUCUGGGCAUUGUUGCUUACAAUGGUUUCAUGUCUCCAAAAUGAAGAUCCUGUAGUUUCAAAAAAUAUACCCUUCACGUUCCACUGGAUGUUUCUUUCUGGUCUGGUGAUUGUCGUGUGAAAUAAGGUGACAUGUCUUUCUAGCAUGAAGUCAUAUCAGAAAACAGUUCAGUUCCCUGCUCUAGAAUCCAUGAUCAGUGGCAGUGGCAAUGAUGUAAAUAAGAGGGACAGGCAAUGCACUUGGCCUUUGGGGAUGUAAAUAUGAUACAAAUAAGAGCUUGAUUUGGCAUU
Tarenaya hassleriana is the source of this 2442-nucleotide messenger RNA. RefSeq names its product uridine-cytidine kinase C. The record is from RefSeq and is a predicted model, not a curated record. Gene Ontology annotation, cellular component: cytoplasm. Bases 268 to 2196 code for a protein of 642 amino acids. Lineage: Eukaryota; Viridiplantae; Streptophyta; Magnoliopsida; Brassicales; Cleomaceae. Gene Ontology annotation, molecular function: ATP binding; kinase activity. The transcript has 13 exons.